Molecule: messenger RNA, 3072 nt
Organism: Pararge aegeria (speckled wood butterfly)
Lineage: Eukaryota; Metazoa; Arthropoda; Insecta; Lepidoptera; Nymphalidae
Product: scavenger receptor class B member 1-like
Exons: 12
Coding region: 63-1763 (566 amino acids)
Cellular component (GO): cytoplasm; membrane
Molecular function (GO): scavenger receptor activity
Source: RefSeq, a predicted model, not a curated record
ACGGAGAACGGACGUCGGAUCUUAAAAAGUAUGUCAUAGUGAACAAGAAUAUUACAAAAAAAAUGGAUCACCAAAAUUUGGAUAAAACUUCCUCCAUAUACCCAAUGCUACCAAAGGGGGAGGACAACACAAUUAUUCUGACCCAGAGAAACGGGCCCAGAAUCUUGAUUAGGGAAGACACGAUAUUGCAAGGCUGCGCCGGUUGUGGUAGAGCUCAGUUCGCUUGCUCGGGCAUGAAAAAAAAAUGGACGGCUCUGUGUUGGGGAAAGCAGUCGGAUAAGAAAUAUUAUUGUUCUCUGGUGCUGCUGUCCGCCACUUUCGCGCUCAGUCUCCUCGGCACGAUAUUCUUCUGCUUCACCAACAUCAUCAAUGAUGCUAUAUUAUCGAGCAUGGUCCUGAAAAACAACUCUCUCGCGUUUUCAAUGUGGAGGCGACCAACGGUGCACCCCUUGAUGAAAGUCCACCUAUUCAACUACACCAACUGGCAGCGGGUCAAAGACGGCCUGGACACCAAGUUACACGUUGAGGACGUCGGGCCCUACGUUUACUCGCAACAUCUAGAACGAGUGAACAUCGUAUUUGAUAACGACCAGUUGACCUUUCAAGAGCGAAACAAUUUCAAGUUCAUUCCCGAAGCCAGCGCCGGUGCCCACUUCGAUCAAGUAUUUGUGCCGAAUCUACCGCUAUUGGGUGUGUCGGCGAAGGCUGCAAGCGCAAAUGCUUUUAGCCGGUUCGGCAUAAUCACCGCAGUGAACACAUUCGGCAAUCAUAAGGAAGCGUUUCUGAAGCUGCCCGUGCAAAGAUUCCUCUGGGGCUACGAUGAUAAUAUCAUCAAUGUAGCAAAACCAUAUUUGAGUUUAAAAGGACAAUUGAACUUUGAUAAUUUUGGACUUUUGGUGACGAAAAAUGGCACGUCUUCUGACAUUUUCACGAUCAACACUGGAGAGCGUGACAUAAACAGAAUGAAUAUUUUAGAGAAAUUCAAAGGAGAAACUACUUUGCCUUUCUGGGGAAGCCCCGAGUGCAAUUCCAUAGAAGCGUCUGACGGCUCCAUAUUCCCGCCAUCACUUUUGGAUAGAAACCAAACCCUAAAAGUCUUCUUCCCAAACCUGUGCAGGAGGCUACCUUUCAAUUAUGUGAAGGAUGUUGAAAUGGACGGUGUGAAACUGCUCCGAUACGCGAUGCCUAACAACGUGUUCGACGACCGUGAACACAACCCCGCAAACCAGUGCUACUGUCAAGUCGAUACCGGAACUUGUCCCCCGCGAGGCGUUAUUGACGUCACCCAGUGUGCAAUGGGAGCCCCAGCGCUCGCCUCGUUCCCCCACUUCCACCUCGGCGAUCCAGCACUACGAGAGCACUUUGAGGGCAUCAACCCGGACCCGGAUCGUUACCAGUCGUUCCUGGACAUACAUCCCACACUUGGCAUCGCUUUAAGUGGAAAGUCUAACUUGCAACUGAACAUCCAAGUGCAGAAACCGCCAUCAUUCGCCGCUGUCGACUACUUGCAACAAGGACUUAUACUGCCCAUCGCUUGGAUUGAAAUGUCAGUAGAAGACCUACCGGAGAGCCUGCAAUCACUGGUGUAUCACGGCACGUACUCCACCGCAGCAGCUAAGCUUGGGCUGGCGGCCUUCUUCAUAGCAUCCCUCGCCGUGUCGACCAUAUGCCUACUCGUCAUGCUGGUGAGGAGGCGGCAGAAACCCUGCGCCAUUGUCAAGAUCAUCUCUUCAGAUACAGAGUUGAAAACUCAGUUAGGUUAAGAGUGCGUGUGUUGUGGAACUAGAGUGUUAACUCUUUUUGGUUACCCAUGACAUUUGGAAAGAUUGUGGACAGCGUUGAUUACGGACCUCUUAAAUACUGGCCUGGAUGUCAAUAAACUAAUGAUAGCUUAAAUUUUGUCCCGAAUUAAAGCGCCAUAUGUAUACACAUACGUGUGUCUCUGCACAGCUAAAGUCCAUUCGCAAUGAUUUUACCUCUAGCAGUAAGAUUGGUUAUGAACACUUAUCUCACAGGUAAAAUAACUGUGCAACGACUUUAGCAUAUAGCAGGAGAUAUUUUAUUCCACGGGGAAAAUACAUUUUUACCUUCUACAAGUUUUGUCCACUCUGCUAUUAAAGGCUUACCUACGGGCAGAAAUAAUAUACCUACAAGUAGGUGUAAUAAACCUGUCACAAAAUAUCAAACGAAGAUAAACUUAUCCUUUUCCGUGUUGCUGUGUUAUUGGUAGGUGGACAAGUAAAUUUAAGCGGGAUAAAAUUUUUGUCUCCUAAAUAUAAGUACUAUACUGGAACUGAUAAUAAUAAUUGGUGAUAUAGUUCCUUUGAUACUUAAAAUGAAAUGGCUUGAAUUAGAGCGAAAAACAAAGCGACAGCAGCCUGUGCAGUUGUACGUAAUAGAGGUCAGUGAUGUUCAUGAAUGGAUAGUAAAAUGAGUGGAACAGCGUAUUUACGCUUAAGAUCUAUUGUGUUUAUUUGUAUGAGUGUCCCUUACCUUAUUCGAUUGAAUUUUGUUGUGUAAAAUUGCGCACGCGCAGGACUGCCUCCAUUUUUCACCGUUAGAAAAUUCUAUAAUAGUUAGGUACCUACCUCGUGAUCCGACACGAUGUUUCUUUUAAUGCCAUAUGCAAAUCUGCCCGAUUUUUUUGGGAAUGACCAUGGGAAUGUAUGACUGGUAUGAGUAUGUAUACAUCUAUACUUAUAAUAUUGUGUAAUAAAAGAGUGCUUUAACUUACUCUAUUAGUAAUUCCAGAUUAUGAAGUACUCCUACACCUACAAGAAAAAGAGUACGAUUUUCUAUCUAGAGUACGAUUGGCAACCCUCAAACCCUCCCAACCCUAGUUGAGUUUAUUGAACACCAUUGACUUAAGGAAACGGUUCGGAUCGAUCAUACUUUUAUCAAUUCAUUAAAGUAACAGAGAAUAAUUCGAAUUUAGUGAAUUUUGUUUUAACUGUUAAUAAUUACCUAAGCUAAUAAUGUAACACCUAAGUACUAAGUAAGUUAGCUACGUAUGACGAAUAAUUUAGAUAUGAAUAAACUAAAAAAAUAUUAUAUACAACGUGCAACAAAACU